Messenger RNA from Prunus armeniaca (apricot), 1590 nucleotides. The record is from the annotation of a GenBank genome assembly. NCBI's taxonomy places the organism in Eukaryota, Viridiplantae, Streptophyta, Magnoliopsida, Rosales, Rosaceae.
AUGGGGUUGGUGGGUGUUGGAGAAACUGGAAAUGGAGAAAUGGGUUUGUCUAGUGUUGCAUUGGGAACCAAGAACAAAUACAAGAGGAUGGAUUCUCAGCUCCCAGAUGAAGAUGAAGAUGCUUCACAGCACCAGCUACAAGAAAAAAGGAGCAAAAAAACCAGGAAAUAUGUCCUUGCUUGUGCCAUUUUUGCUUCUCUCAACUCUGUUCUUCUUGGCUAUGAUGUAGGUGUCAUGAGUGGAGCAAUCAUAUUCAUUCAGGAAGAUUUAAAGAUCACCGAGGUACAAGAAGAAGUACUUGUUGGGAUUCUGAGCAUUGUUUCGCUCUUCGGUAGUUUAGCUGGUGGUAAAACAUCCGAUAUGAUUGGUAGAAAGUGGACCAUGGCCUUGGCUGCUGUUGUCUUUCAAGCUGGUGCAGGUGUAAUGGUAUUUGCUCCUUCAUUUGAAAUACUGAUGGUUGGAAGACUCCUGGCCGGCAUUGGAAUUGGCUUCGGUGUCAUGAUUGCCCCUGUUUACAUUGCUGAGAUAUCACCCACCAUUGCCAGAGGCUCACUGACCUCCUUCCCUGAAAUUUUUAUAAAUCUUGGAAUUUUACUAGGCUACGUCUCAAACUAUGCAUUUUCUGGUCUUCCAGCACAUAUAAACUGGAGGAUAAUGCUUGGAGUAGGAAUUCUGCCUUCGGUGUUCAUUGGUUUUGCACUUUUCAUAAUCCCCGAGUCCCCAAGGUGGUUGGUCAUACAGAACCGUGUUGAUGAGGCAAGAUCAGUGUUGUUGAAAACAAAUGAAAAUGAAAGUGAGGUGGAGGACAGACUGAAUGAAAUACUAGUAGCUGCUGACACGUCCAGUGGAGGGAAAUAUGAGGAGAAAAGUGUGACACGUGAACUGUUGAGUCCAUCUCCUGCACUUCGCCGAAUGCUUAUCACUGGGUUUGGAAUUCAGUGUUUCCAACAGAUAACAGGAAUAGAUGCGACUGUAUAUUACAGCCCUGAAAUCUUCGGAGAAGCUGGAAUUGAGGAUAAAACAAAUCUACUUGCCGCAACUGUUGCUGUGGGUGUCACAAAGACUGUAUUUAUAAUGGUUGCUAUUCUCCUUAUUGACAAGCUUGGAAGAAAGCCCUUGCUUUAUGUCAGCACUAUUGGAAUGACUGCUUGUUUAUUCAGUUUGGCCUUUACUCUCACUUUUCUUGGGAAAGGGCAGAUUGGGAUUGCAAUGGCAAUUUUGUCAGUUUGUGGGAAUGUAGCCUUCUUUUCAGUUGGAAUUGGUCCUGUUUGCUGGGUUUUGACAUCCGAAAUCUUUCCUCUAAGGCUGCGUGCUCAGGCAGGAGCACUUGGGGCGGUGGGCAAUAGGGUGUGCAGUGGCCUAGUUGCCAUGUCUUUUCUCUCAGUUUCCAAUGCAAUUUCAUUUGGGGGAACAUUCUUUAUCUUUUCUGUAGUUUCGGCUGUUUCAGUUGCAUUUGUCUACAUCUUUGUUCCAGAAACCAAAGGAAAGUCAUUGGAGCAGAUCGAGUUGCUUUUUCAGACUGAACAAUGGCAAGGGGAAGGGGGUCAAGUGGAACUAGGAGAUGUUGAGCAUCUUGUGCAGAAAGGAUGA